AUAUACCCAUUCAUCACCUAUUGAGGAGUACCCAUGGCCCCGUUUCUCCUUCUCCUCUUCACUAUUUUGCUUUCUUUUUCUCUCUACUAUCUCUUCUUCUCUAAGAAGAGAAGUUGCGCGCUUCGUCUUCCGCCGGGCCCGAAGGGCUGGCCCAUUUUGGGCAACUUGCCGCAGCUCGGCCCAAAACCCCACCACACUCUCCGCACGCUCUCCGAGGCCCACGGCCCGCUCUUCCGCCUCCGGUUCGGCUCCGUCGACGUCGUCGUCGCCUCCUCCGCCGCCGUCGCAGCCCAGUUCCUGAAGGCCCAUGACGCCAACUUCUCCAACCGCCCUCCGAACUCCGGAGCUGAGCACAUCGCUUAUAGCUACCGGGACCUGGUCUUUGCGCCCUACGGUGCGCGGUGGCGUGCACUCCGCAAGCUCUGCGCGCUCCACCUCUUCUCCGGGAAGGCCCUCGACGACCUGCGGCCGAUCAGGGCGCAUGAAGUAGGCUUGAUGGUCCGGUCCCUCGCCCGCUGGCCGGGUGGCAGCGGCGGAGGAUCAUCGGCGGCGGCGGCGGCGGCGGUCAACGUCGGCGAGGCCGCGAACAUAUGUGCGACAAACGCGCUGGCGCGGGCUCUGCUGGGGCGGCCGGUGUUCGAGGAGCGGGAGGAGGCGCGGGAGUUCAAGGAGAUGGUGGUGGAGCUGAUGCGGCUCGCGGGGGUGUUCAACGUCGGCGACUUCGUGCCGUGGAUCGCGUGGUUGGACCCGCAGGGGGUAGUCAAGAAGAUGAAGCGACUGCAUCGGAGGUACGACGAGUUUCUAGACAGGCUCAUUGCGGAGCGGCGGCGGGAGGAGGCCGUGGGGGGCGGGGAUUUUCUCGGCGUGCUGCUGAGCUUGACAGAUCAGGAGCCGGCAGGAGGACAGGAGGAGGGGAGGAUUACGGAUACGGAUGUCAAGGCUCUGCUUCUGAAUUUGUUCACUGCUGGGACUGAUACCUCAUCUAGCACCGUCGAAUGGGCCUUAGCGGAGCUAAUCCGCCACCCGGAAAUCCUCAAACAGGCCCAGCUCGAGCUCGACUCGGUCGUGGGCCGGACCCGGAUCGUGUCGGAGUCCGACCUCCCGAACCUCCCCACAUUGCAGGCCAUCAUCAAAGAGACGUUCCGGCUCCACCCGUCGACGCCGCUCUCCCUCCCCCGCAUCGCCGCCGAGGCGUGCGAGAUCGACGGCUACUGCAUUCCUAAGCGGGCCACGCUCCUCGUCAACGUAUGGGCCAUCGCCCGCGACCCGGCUAUAUGGCCCGACCCGCUCGAAUUCCGCCCGGCCCGAUUUCUCCCGGGCGGGCGCCACGAGAACGUGGAUGUUAAAGGGAGUGACUUUGAGCUCAUACCGUUCGGGGCCGGACGGAGGAUUUGCGCGGGUUUGAGCUUAGGACUGCGUAUGGUGCAGCUCAUGACGGCUACGCUUGUACAUGCCUUUGAUUGGACUCUACCGGACGGGCAACCGCCGGAGAAGUUGGAUAUGGAAGAAGCCUAUGGGCUCACAUUGCAACGGGCUGCGCCUUUAGUGGCGCGCCCCGUGCCUAGGCUUCUUCCGGAAGCAUACGUAUCGAUUAUGCAAUAAUUACAAAUUAUUUACUGAAUCUAUCGAAAUGUUACAGUAUUUGAUUAUUUGCUUAUGUUUGUUGUCAAAGUAAUAUGAUUGUACGCAAGAAUGCAGACUUUCAAUAUAAUUGGUUUGGUGAGAUCGAGGAUUUCAAACUCCAAUUUCAAUAUAAA
This is a messenger RNA of Ananas comosus (pineapple), 1757 nucleotides long. Its product is annotated as flavonoid 3'-monooxygenase-like. The transcript has 4 exons. Gene Ontology annotation, molecular function: iron ion binding; heme binding; monooxygenase activity. Bases 34 to 1602 code for a protein of 522 amino acids. The record is from RefSeq and is a predicted model, not a curated record. NCBI's taxonomy places the organism in Eukaryota, Viridiplantae, Streptophyta, Magnoliopsida, Poales, Bromeliaceae.